UUUGUUUUUUUUUAAUUUGUCCACGAGAGUGAACAUGACAGUCGCGCGUUUCAAAUGAUAAUACAAAUAGUUUUAUUUCCAGUUGUCAUCAAGUUACGUGCCGCACAUACGCGCGCGAAGAGGAGGCUAACGUUACACGGCAAACUAGCUGUUGCUAACGUUAGCUAGCGUGUAGCUCCGAUGCGUUCCCGUGCCUCGAGUGAACGACACACCAAACUCAAUGCAAAAAAUAUGGCACUUUAACGUUGUCACAUACCUCGUAAAUUAAGCGUGAAUCCGUAACCGGUGUGAACACUGAGGCGUCACUAUGGGUGAGAGGAAAGGAACAAACAAAUACUACCCUCCAGAUUUUGACCCGGCCAAGCAUGGCUCCCUCAAUGGCUACCAUAAAACUCACGCUCUCAGGGAGAGGGCGAGGAAACUGUCCCAGGGCAUCCUCAUCAUCAGGUUUGAGAUGCCCUACAACAUCUGGUGCGAUGGCUGCAAAAAUCACAUUGGCAUGGGGGUCCGUUACAAUGCUGAGAAGAAGAAAGUGGGGAACUACUACACCACGCCAAUCUACAGGUUCAGGAUGAAGUGCCACCUGUGUGUCAAUUACAUCGAGAUGCAGACAGAUCCGGCGACCUGUGACUACGUGAUAGUGAGCGGCGCGCGCAGGAAAGAGGAGCGGUGGGACAUGGCUGAAAAUGAGCAGAUCCUCACUACAGAGCGGACAGAGAAGGAGAAACUGGAGACCGAUGCCAUGUUCAAGCUGGAUCAUGGUGGAAAAGACAAGGAGAAGCUUAGAAAGGCUCUGCCCUCGCUGUCGGAGAUCCAGGACUACCAGUCCGGCUGGAAGGACGACUUCCAGCUCAACAGCACUCUCCGCAGGAAGUUCAGAACGGAGAAGAAAGUUCUGGCUGAGCAGGAGGAGAAGGACAAUGCAGUGAGGAUGAGGACUAACCUGUCCAUCCCGCUGCUGCCAGAGAAGGAGGAGGACAAGAAACUGGCAACACUACUCACCUACCAGGCACCCGACUCGUACGAGGACAAGCAGCACAGCAAGCGGAAAGAGAUCUCCUCUCGUUCGUGGUUCAACUCCACCUUAGCCACGCCAGGAGGCGCUGCAGGCAGUCUGCUCCAUAAGCUGGGCCUGCAGGGGAAGGAAGCAGCGGUGGCCAAAGCCCUCGGCUCCCCGCACAGCCCGCUGAUCCGCAGACGACCAGGAGGACUUGGAAUCAAAACCGAACGCUGCGCCACCAUCACCCGCAGAAAGUCAGACCCUGAAGUCAGCACGUGGGAUGGACGGUGUUCAAGGGUCACUCAGACAAAGGGAGGCUCAAAUACAGCUGUUAGACCAACACAAGCGGGCCAGGAAGUAGCAGAGACAAAAGACAGUGUUAAAACCACAGAGGAAGUGGAUAAAGGACUGAUAAAGGCAGAGGACUUUGAGAAAGAGAAGGAGCAGGACAGAAGCUCCAGAAGUGGAGGAGCAGUCACAUCCCUGGUGGCAGACUACAGCGACUCAGACUCAGACCAUGGACAAUGAGGCUGCUCUCUACAGGAGAGUUAAGAAGACAGAAGACAGUUUGUGUCUUUUUAGAGCUGCAUCUGCUGUUUCAUUAUGCUUCUUUUCACUAGUUGAUAAGUCUUGUGUAAAUCUCCAGCAACACUCAUGAGUCUAGUCAACGGUCACGUUCUUUACAAAAUGUGUCAUGUGACGACAGGGUGACUUCAAAAAUGUUCUGUUGGACCCUUCUGCAAACAGGUUAAAAUAUUUGGUUUUAUUUAUUUUCUGCUUUCUGGUUGCAAAACUGAGAAAACCUGUAAAAUUAAAUGUAAAAUACUCGUAAAUUG
Molecule: messenger RNA, 1836 nt
Organism: Xiphias gladius (swordfish)
Lineage: Eukaryota; Metazoa; Chordata; Actinopteri; Istiophoriformes; Xiphiidae
Gene: yju2b
Product: coiled-coil domain containing 130
Exons: 10
Coding region: 308-1528 (406 amino acids)
Biological process (GO): mRNA splicing, via spliceosome
Cellular component (GO): post-mRNA release spliceosomal complex; U2-type spliceosomal complex
Source: RefSeq, a predicted model, not a curated record